AUGAGCGGUCAGUUGAAUAUUACGGUAAGACCAGAAGCACGUUUAGAUGCAAAAUGGUUAAAGACAGAUCUCAGACGGCUUCAAUGUCGGGAUGGACUUGCCGAGCUGUGGAAUGGAAUGGUACGGGAUGGAGAAAUUGUUGGAGCAUUCAGCGAUGGGUUGAUAAAUUCUGCUGGUGUUGUAGCACGAAAAGGUGACAGUGGGCAUUACUACUGUAAUCUAAGAGUACUAUCCUGCCCAUGCUGUGACGGAAUAUGUGGUCCGCAAAGCGGGUGUAACUGCACCCCCUGUCAAAAUCUGGAUGAAGAAGAAGCGGCUCGAGCGACUGCGCUGGUAGAAAAAACAGUUCCAGCUCAAAAUAUAAUAGACUCUUGGCUCUGGGGAACGCAGCCAUCUUCCCAAGACUGGGUGAUCUGCAUCCAAUCUCUGAUAAAAGAGCAAACUGCAUUAUGUCACGAAGUUGCCAACAGCACACUGUCUUCAACGCGUCUACGUCAGCGGUUAGUUGUAGCGCGUCGUUACUUCACUGCCUUGUCUCGACACAAACCCCAAGAAAAUAAAGACUUUGUCGUCACCAAGACUGUUUUAAAACCCAUAUCCUCGUCAAAAGUAUGCACCAAGCCUACAGAAAAAGCCGCCGUAGGUCUAGCUCGCGUAGGAACUCGUGCUGCGCUGAAUUUUUCCUUCGCAUACCUACGGCGUGCUUGGAGAUCCGGCGAGGACAUUGAAUUCUGCAGCGAGAUCCUCUCUGAGUCUCUGGAGACUCUCCAGUCUCUCCCCGAAGCUACGCUCUUCGAAGAAAACAACGUCUCUCAAGUUUGGCUGGAGGUUGUCGAGAAAUCCGCGAAAUUUCUGCGACAAGUCGUCACAGGUGAUGUGACUGGCAGGUCUUGGUGUCCUGUCCCAGUUUCUGACCAACACACGGCUCUAUGUCUGCUUCUAGAGCUGGUUGCACAACGAGGAACUUUGUCAGGUCUCCUGGACUCGGUUAUUUUGUUGCUCCAUCUAAGUGGAAAGACCAAAAAUCAGGACAACCGAGUGAUACCUCCCGGGAGUUCAGCGCCUCUGGUUCCUCUUCUCCGUCGGCUAAAUUUAAUUCCCGCUCCAAAAUCUCGUCGCCUUGACGAGAAUAUUAUUCCAGGGCCUUGUGAAGUUCUACUAAAAUAUCUGAUCCUUCCAGAAGACGACAAAGUUGCUGUGGAUUUACGGAAAGCCGCUGUGGUGAUAAUGUGCAACUUGAGUCGGCUAGCUUCUCCACACUUACCGCCAGUAAUAACAGACUCGCUGACAAAAAACCAGUCCCAGACCUUCCAAGAAGUGUUAGUCUGGGGUGGAGUUAAAUUUGGCAAUGGUACGUCGCCGUUUUACUGCGACGCGAUUGCCGAGUUGGGAGUCAAGCAGCUCUGCUGCACAGAACGGGCGUUGAUGAUCUUAACGCAGAACGGUAAAGUAUACAUGAUGCACUACGGCUCGGAAACCCAGUACCCGCAGAAAGUUAAUGGCUUCGUGGGUAAAACAGUCAAGAUGAUAGCUUCUCAUCCCGACGGCAAGCAUUACUUAGCUCUGACUGACGAAGGAAUCACCUACAGCUGGGGAAACGGCGACGGAGGCCGACUGGGCCAUGGUGAUACCACUUCCUACGACGAUCCUAAAAUAAUAGACGCCUUGGCGGACAAAAAUGUGACGUUUAUCGCCUGUGGAAGUACUUAUUCAGCAGCAUUGACGGCGAUGGGUGAGCUCUACACCUGGGGAAGAGCCAACUACGGACGCCUGGGCCACGGAAAUUGUGAUGACAUUUCAAUUCCAACGCUAGUCGUCGCUCUUAAUGGCCACGUUGUGGUACACGUAGCUUGCGGAAGUGGAGACUCACAGACUCUCUGUGUCACUGCUUCGGGGAUAGUUUUUUCUUGGGGAGACGGCGACUAUGGAAAGCUAGGUCGUGGCGGUUCCGACGGCUCCAAGAUCCCGAAAAUAGUCGACAAAUUAUUGGACAUCGAUGUGGUGAAGGUUUAUUGCGGAGGUCAAUUUUCAGCAGCGUUGACAGCGCAGGGAGAAAUUUAUACCUGGGGAAAAGGAACGGCUUACCGUCUAGGCCAUGGCAAUGAAGACCAUGUGAGGUACCCGAAGCUGGUCGAAGGACUGAAAGGCAAGAAAGUCAAAGAACUGGCAGUGGGAAAUGUCCUGGUGCUUGCUCUGACAGAAGACCAACAAGUUUACGGCUGGGGUCGCAACGAUUACGGACAAAUAGACCCGGCUCUUGGAUUCACUGUCCCCGAGCCCUGGCUGUGCAGUGCCCUGACCGGCAAGAGCGUGAUCGGGCUGGUCUGUGGGCCGACUCAGAGCUUCGUCUGGUGUCUGUCCACCUGGUCAGUAGCGCCAAGAGUCGCGUUUGUCGUCGAUAUUUGUGAAGAAACUUUUAAAUUGCUAGACAUUUUGCUCGGAAAAUCCUGCGAAGGGCUUCCAGGAACUCGCCCGCCGACUCAAGAUCGAGAAUGUCUAGCAGUAGCGACUCUGAACCUCCUAAGGCUGCAAUUACACGCAAUGAUUUCUCACGGGAUUGACACCAAAUCCGUCGGACUGGGUAACAGUAAUCUUCUUAAUUCUUUAAAACAGCGAUGCGUCAGCCUGGCCAGUGGUCCAGGGAUUCUAGCGACUAUCCAGGAAGCUGCCCAAGCUGUUCUCCAGACUGGCUGGAGUAUUCUGCUGCCCACUGCCAACGAAAGGGCGAAAACACUGUCGGGAUUCUUGCCUAACUCCAACAGCGUCGAGCAGCUGAGCGCGAACAAAGGCCAGCAAUUUAUGGCCGACUUGCUGGUGUCCAGCUUGAUGGCCGACGGAGGUCUGGAACAUGCGCUGAAAGCCGCGAUAAAGGCUGAGAUUGCUGAUAUUUCUGAUGAGAAAGAGACUGUACCUUCUAAUUUAACUUCGCUGGCCAGUGAAACCAAGCAGGCCAAAGAAUUGAACUCGGAGAAAAAUAAUGUUACGAUAUCUUUGUUACAGUUGGUGAAACAGUUGAUAAGGAACGGGUCUUGUGUAUCACAGUCAAGGUUGCAAGUUCUUCAUCACGGUGGGAGAAAUGAUGAUAAAAAAUUAGACAAUUCUCCGAGUUUGAAUCUUCUUUUGCGCUGGCAGAGGUUGUUAAUUGCGCAGAUGUACCAGUGUGUUAAUAAAUCAAACUCUGAAGACUCUCAAGAUCCAGAGAUGGUUGGUGUAGAGUCUCUGCUAAAAAAAUAUACAAUUCAAAUUUGCAAUCAUGUAAAUGAAAUUUUACCUUUGGCUAGUGAGAUUGCUGGGACUUCUAACAAACAUUUUGUCCAUGUUACCACAAUUUUAAAGGGUGAUAUUGUUAAUAUUUUACUACCAGAAUUAGUGAUUUGUUUGAUUUUACUGCAGAUAGAUUACCCGAUGCUCCUGCACUCAAUGAACUGGAUGACAGUGUUUGCUCCAGUGCUAGACGUUCUAGACCAGUUCAACCGGCUAGCACCGACAGUAGAAAAAGACGACGCUGAUGAUUUAUCCUGGCCUGGAAUAAUAGCUCCUCAGCAAGGUAGCAAAGCUCCAGUUACCGAAGAACCGACUUUAAUCCGCUGGGCCGACCUGGAGAACCACAACCGCGACGGAGGUCUGUGGAUCGUCGUGAACAACAACGUCUACGACGUCCAGGACUUUUGUCACGAAGGCUCUUGUACUUUAGAAAUGUUCCAGCGAUACGCAGGCAGAGACAUUUCGACAGUGACAACUCCAGCGCAAUUAAACACCGGAAUGAUGGAUUCUUGCUUCGUGGGGUACUACUGUCAACCCGAGCCCGACUGUACGCAGUUCACCAUCGAAGUUAUGGACGUUUGCUCGUCAUUGCUGGACAUGGAACGGUCCCUGAGCUAUCUAAUGGGCUUGCACGCUCACAGGAUGCGCGAAAGUUUGAAUUUACUGCCGGCAGAAGAAGAAGCUGGUGUCUGGUUGAACGCUAAAUUCUUGCGAGGAGGUCUCCAGGUGCUUCAACCGCCUAAUCCUUACGAAGAAGAGAAAGGAGAAGCUAGAAGCACACAUUCAACGCCUGCUAAUUCUCCAACAGAUCCCGCGGUUCCAAUUUGUAAGGACAAGUUCCAAAAGGUUUCGGACGAUCGAGUCUCAGCGUUCAUCCAAGCUCUUGCAGAGACACACCGUACCAACACCUACGUCCAGACAUUUCUUACCAUGAUAGAUAAGUACAGCAAGGCUAAUAAUUUGCUUUCUCAUGUAGAUUUUUCUGGUGAUCAUCCUCUGGAAGAAGUGGGAAGACUUUUAAUUGCUGUCAUUUUAAAGCAUCUGGCUCUGGGGCAUCACACGCUCGGAUUAGUCGAUCAAGAACUCGCGGAUGGUAAUGCCAAACUGUCCAAGGCUUUGGUGGAGAUGGUCAAGACUAUUCACCAGACAAAGUGGAAUUUAAUACGGACAAGACAACAGCAGAAUCGCAGCUACAAGGAAGUCUGCGCUCCAGUUCAGGAAAAAUGCCGAUUUUUGCUCUACGAAGUAAGACCAGCGACUAGUUACGAGGUCAAAGGCUAUGAAUCUCUAAAAUUGUUGUACACUGUACCGAAAUUCAAACGCGCAGUCCUUGCAGUUAUUAUGGACAUUAAAAAAAAUAAAUCUCCGGCUAAGUUGGACGAUAUUGUCAACACUUCGAUUCAAAAUACAAGGAAAGCCAAGUCAGAAGAGUCACCUAAGGAAGCUACUACACCUACAGCUGCGGCGCCUGAGAAGCUGGAAGACAAUCAGUCGAGUAAGAAUAUUCUGCUCCAGUUGAUUGAGAAGACUAAGACCAAUUCUCUGAUGAUGGAUCCUGGUGAGUUGAUGCUAGAUAUAAUUAACUUUGCCGUCGCUGAAGAAGGCGGUGAUGUAGAGACUCUUCGCCGUGCCAUGUAUUGUCAAAUCCAGAGGGUAAAUAUGCGUGAGAAAGGUAUCAAUAUGAUCCAAGAGUUGCUGAAGAAAGAUUACUUGAUAACUUCUGUUAAAUAUUCGCUGCUGAACGGCUGGCUGGGUCUUGUUCCUGGCAACACUCACCCGUCUACGGGAAUUACUCACAGUUUGAGUAACAUCCAGCUGGUGACACCUUAUCAAAAAGCCAGAGUGAUUUUAGCAGAAGCUGAAGUCAUUUCUUGGGCUGUCCAAGCGCUAAGAGCGUAUGUUAUUCAAGCGGAACUGCCUAGCAAGGAGAAGGUCAGUGGAAAGAGCAGUUUAAAUCAAGGAACUUACACCUGGUUAAGAAAAUUGCCGCGAGCUAGAUUCUUACUCACAAUUUUGGGGAUGUUAACCAGCCACCAUCACGCGAAUGAAAUAGGUUUGUUGAUAAAUUCUGGACUAUUGUCAAGUAUUUUGACUCUUUUGAGACAAAUAGGGCCAGCUGUUAGAGAAGAAUCCUCAAAACAGUGUCCGAGAGACAUUACUGCAAUUUAUGAAGAUGCAGUGCAGAAAAUGAAACCACCGGCAAUUCAAAUGGGUGGUCCUGAACUGGCGGCUCUCAUGAAGAUAGGAACAAGAGUAGUUAGAGGUGUCGACUGGAAGUGGGGUGACCAGGAUGGAACCCCUCCAGGAGAAGGUCGAGUCAUCGGAGAGCUAGGAGAAGACGGCUGGAUCCGAGUCCAGUGGGACAACGGAACUACCAAUUCUUACCGAAUGGGCAAAGAAGGUAAAUAUGACUUGAAACUUGCAGAACCUCCUGCUCCACCUGAAAAUGACUCGGACACCGAGUCACCAGUGGACACCAACAAAAGCGACGAAAGCACUAGCAAGGAAAUCCAUCCAACAACUUAUCUAAAAAGCGCUUCAACAAAUUUACUAAAAAUUUUGCUUCUUUCGUGUGGAGUCAAAGCUGAAGGAGUCCAAAAGUCGGCAAUAACUAUCCUGGCGUCUAUUUUACGUGGAAUUAUUUCCUCUGCGCACCGAACAGACUCGAGUUUGGUGACUCAAUUAGCGCGAGAACAUCACGAAUCAUGGGCGACGCUAGGUUUGCUUAAAACAAUAGCUAAUUCUCAAGCGCUGUGUCACGCGCUGAGUACUUCUGCCUGGGUUGACUUUCUUCUGAGCCUGGUUGCUGAUGAACUGGAGGUGGAUUUAACCAAACAGAUAAUGGCGAUAAGACUUCUGAAAGCUGUUUUAACUUCUUGGGCGCCAGACAGCUGUGAAAUGACACCGUUUUUGGACAAAGUCUUCAAGCUACUGGGAAAUAUCGCGCUGAGCUGCGAAGCUGGUAUCACCACUGAGCUGCAUGUCAACAAAUGCAGGGUAUCCAUCACUGCAUCGCACAGCUCUACUUUAGCAGAAGAACUUGUGGCUUUGAUAAGACACCUGCAUUCCAUGCCGGGUUGGAGUGAAGCUCUAAACACCUAUCUUACUUCCAAAGUGUCUCUAGCAGCAGAUCUGCUGACUGAAGGGCCGCUGUUUCACAUUCAGAUGAACGAAAACGGAGGCGAGCACGGCUCAGUGAUCCAGCAAACUGUGAUGGCGACUUUGAUAGUCAUCGGGGGGCUGGAUGACCGACCAAGGAUCGGAGGACUCGUCGAAAUAGACGGGGAGUAUGGAACCAUCUGUAAGUUUACGCCUCAUUCAAAAUUAGUCUUGCAAAUGCGUGACACUGCAUUGAGAAGAAAAGUUCCUGUUACUAGUGUAGAAAAUAUCCCAGAGAAGUUUCACCUGGACCGAAUGACCAUGAACGAGCCUGUGAUUUCCGCUUGGGCGAAUCUCCUUCUAGGACAUUGCAGAACUGAUCGGAGACCUGGAGGAAUGCCAGUGAUAGCCGGAGUGGUGAAUUCCGGGAUCUUGCGCACUCAGCAAGAGCAUCUGGCGGCUUUGAAUGCAGGAAAAACUUUGCUGAGCUACCAGUCGAAGCUUCGACAGAUUCUGAAGUGCGUCGUAGCUCCAGGAGACGAAGAACGCAGGACUUUGUUCCAAGAACUGUUGACCCGUGCGAUAAAACCUCAACCUCUAAAACCGAUUUUCAAGCGCGAAGAAUUAGAAGCUGCUGCUCUGGCAGUCUCCCAGUACUUGGCUUCUGAACUAAGACACAUUCCUAUCCACAGAACCGGGCUAGCGUCGGAGCCUACCACACCAACCUCAGAUUGUUCUUUGGCUUCGUUGACCUCCAGCCAGAAACGACACUGUCGCAGCAGCAAGAAGAGUCCAAGUCCUUUGGUGACCCAGCUGACCGAGAUGGGCUUCAUGAAAAAAAGUGUUGAGUAUGCUAUAAGAAGUCUCAGCAUCGCCGAAAGCAAUAUCACUCCGGAAACUGUGGUCGCUUGGUUGUUGGAAAAAGCUGACACUGUUUUUGGAGACAUUUCUUCAAGCUCGGAUGAAACUUCGGAUUCUGAUGAGUCUUCGAGCGAGGACCUGGAGGAUUCUCCUUCAGCUCACGACGCAGUAACUCCUACAUACAUGAAACGCUCGGACUUUUUGUCCUUUGAUGAGUACGCUAAUUACGUUCGCGAUAAUAUUUCCGUGGGAAUGCUAGUACGCUGCUGCAAAAGCUACGAGGAAGUCGAGUAUGGAGACAUAGGACAGGUAGUCAAGAUAGAUCCUGAAGGCCUGCAUGACUUGAAUGUCCAAGUGGCCUGGCAGCACAGAGACGGGACCUACUGGGUAAGAUUCAUCCACAUUGAACUUCUAGGUCAUCCUCCAACUUUACCUUGUCCUCCAGCGCUCAAAGUUGGCGACAAAGUUAAAGUAAAGUCUACGGUAGCAGUUCCCAAGUACAAGUGGGGCUCUGUCAAUCACUCCAGCGUGGGAAUUCUCACUGGAAUAAUCAACAACGGAAAGGAUGUGUCUGUGGAUUUCCCGCAACAAAGCAACUGGACUGGCUGUAUGUCAGAGAUGGAACGAGUUCCUUCCUGCCAUCACGCAGUUGCUUGCAAUUCCUGUCAUCUGUCUCCGAUUUCUGGUCCCAGAUUCAAGUGCAAGGUAUGUGAUAAUUACAAUUUGUGUGAAAACUGUUUCUACACCAAGCGAAGUCACCGUCACGGGUUUAACCGGAUCACAGAGCCGGGUUCUGCCGCGGUUUACGCUGGCAAGCCUGGGAGGUACAACAGACAAGACAUCACCGAGUCUUCGUUGAUUGAAGACUGGUCCAAGUGCAUCAGAACUCUGUGCGUGUCCUCGAAGGACAAUUGGGCGACCAGGUUGGUUGACGGGUCAGGUAAAUACUGGCAGAGCAGCGGCGCAAGGGGUAAACAUUGGAUAAGACUUGAAAUGAUGUCGAAUAUACUGAUUGAUUCGUUGAAGAUUGUCGUAGAUCCGCUGGAUGGAAGUUACAUGCCUUCAGUGGUAGCAAUCAACGCUGGAGAUUCCUUCAACAGUCUUCUGGAAUUGACUACGAUUACCGUCAAAAACACUGACACAGUAGUGACGCUGUUGCAAGAUAUGAAGGAGUACUACCCGUGCAUUGAAAUUCUAGUGAAGCAGUGUAGAAACGGAGGAAUUGAUUGCAAGAUCCAUGGGCUGCAAAUUGUAGGAAGAAAAAAGCUGUUUGAAAACCAGCUAGCAGCCUCUGUUUCAUUUCUAGCGUCCGAUUGGGAAGCUGUCCAAGAACAGAUGACAGCCCACCGAGUUGGAGACUUGCAUCAACACUCUGCUGUCUAUGUCUGGGGAUUGAAUGACAAAGACCAGUUAGGAGGGCUCAAGGGCUCCAAGAUAAAACUCCCUAUUUACAGUGAAGUUCUGUCUAAAUUAAAACCACUUCAUAUUUCAGGAGGAAGCAAAACUCUGUUCAUCGUCACUCAGGAGGGAAAAUUGUACGCCUGCGGCGAAGGAACCAACGGGAGACUGGGACUAGGCGACAACAACAAUGUCUGCGAGCCCAAGCAGAUUCCCUUUUUGAGCCAAUAUAUAAUCAAAAAAGUCGCUGUGCACUCCGGAGGCACCCACGCGCUGGCGUUGACCCAAGACAGCAAAGUCUUCUCCUGGGGAGAGGGAGAGGACGGAAAGCUAGGUCACGGAAACCGUCUGUCUCUGGACAAACCGAGGUUGAUAGAAGCAUUGAAGUCCAAGCGAAUUAGAGACAUCGCUUGUGGUUCCGGGCACUCUGCAGCGAUUGCUAGCAAUGGAGAGCUCUACACCUGGGGCUUGGGUGAGUACGGACGUCUAGGUCACGGAGAUACUGUGACUCAACUGAAACCUAAGCUUGUAGAAGCUUUGGUAGGUCAGCGAGUCGUCCAAAUCGCUUGUGGGAGCAAAGAUGCCCAGACUCUGGCGCUAACUGAGGACGGAAGCGUUUAUUCUUGGGGAGAUGGUGACUUUGGCAAGCUUGGAAGAGGUGGAAGUGGUGGAUGCUACAGCCCGCUGCUGAUUGAUAGAUUAAACGGACUGGGUGUCGUGCAAAUAGAGUGUGGAGCUCAAUUUUCUCUAGCUCUGACCAAGUACGGGGAAGUUUGGACCUGGGGAAAAGGCGACUACUACCGACUGGGCCACGGAAAUGAUCAGCAUGUCAGGAAGCCGACGGUGGUUGAAGGUCUGAGAGGCAAGAAGAUAAUUCACGUAGCUGUAGGAGCGCUGCAUUGUCUUGCAGUGACCGACUCUGGCCAAGUCUACGCCUGGGGAGACAAUGAUCAUGGCCAGCAAGGCAACGGAACGACUAUUGAUAACAGAAAGCCUUCUUUGGUCCACGGCCUGGAAGAGGUCAAGAUAAACCGCGUGGCUUGUGGAUCCAGUCACAGUGUAGCCUGGGUGUUGACUGACCAGCCCUCGGCGAACAACCAGGAACCAGUGACCUUUCCUACCGCGAAAGAUCCGCUGGGUCAAGCUUCUUUGGGCUUCGGCGACUCAUCAGAAUCCAGUGUCUCGACGACGGACAAAGGCACUCGUCCGUCUUUGUCCAGCAUAAUCUUGUCUUUGGAGAGCAACGUUGCUAAGCAGCAAGCUCUUCAGCACGUGAUCAACGCGUUGUAUAUCAUGCAAGCUCGCACUGCCAUUGUCACCGCGUUGAGGAACCACACCGCGUUGACGUCCACGAAGAAUCUUCCUCAAGAGGCUUCGAUUGAUGGUACCAUGAGUGGGAGUGUUGGACACACAGUCUACCAAAAUGUCGGAGAGAUUUCUCAAGGCGGCGGAGAAGCUCCUGCAGUUGUCAAUGAUCAGCCAUCGAGUCCUCGAGCCACUCCAGCUCUAGAAGACUAUCCUGUCAUCUUUCCUUCAAUGUCCAGUUCUGCGAGUUUGUCAUCACGCGCGUCUAAAAUGAGCACUAGCGCGAUGAGUGUCAUAGCAGCGACUUUGACGUCUCACGCACAAGUUAUUGGAGAUGGUCCCGAAACUGGGCUCGAUGAAUUCACAUCGACGUUGACGGAAGACGACGCUAGAAUGCUGGUAGAUUUGGUGAAGUUAGCGGUGGCUAAUCGCGUCUGUGAUAACGCUAAGGAUAUUAUUUCCUCGGUUUUGAUAGCGCUUGCUAAAUCAAAUUCAGCUAUUAAAAAUAUGUUAUUAGAAUUGUGUGUUACAGAAUUAGAAGACACGGCAGCUAAUUCUAAUUGUAUUAGCAAGUCACCUCAGCCGGUGGUUCAAGAGACUCCUCAUCCGUAUAUUGAUGACACUACCUUGACAGGACACGUUAAAAUUCCAGGAGCUGAAGCUUUGAGAGUUGAAUUUGACCGUCAAUGCUCUACAGAACGCCGUCAUGAUCCGCUGACAAUAAUGGACGGUGCAGGAAGAGUUGUCGCAAUAAGAUCUGGCCGCGAGUGGUGCGAAUGGGAAACCGAGCUACGGGUCCAAGGUGAUGAAUUAUACUGGAGAUUCAUGUCAGACGGCUCUGUCAAUGGAUGGGGCUGGAGAUUCACCGUUCACCCUAUAGUCGCAAUUCUAGCUCCUCAUGAACUAGGAUCAGACCGCGCUGUCUUGACUCAGCCCUCGAUAACUUUAGCAGAGUGUCUUUUGGACAACAGUUUGAUAAAUUCCGACAAAAGCAUUGUCACCAGAUUAGCAGCAACUCUAGCUCAGUGCAGCCAACUGAGUCUUCUGACGGCUUCACAGCGAAUGUGGGCGUUGAAGAAACUCCAAGUGGUCUACUUGAAUGGUCCAGGUAUCAGAGCAGACGCUGCUUUGUCAUCGCUGAUCGGGUCGCUUCCCCAAGCUCUUCUUCGGCAGUACGAGUACGAAGACCCGAGUGUCAGAGGAGGUAAGCAACUAAUGCACAGUGACUUUUUCAAAGUUUUAGUGGCGCUGGCGUGCGACCUAGAGCUGGACAGCAUGCAGUGCUGCUCGGAAAUCCACAAGUGGUCCUGGUUCAGGCGCUACUGCCUCGCGGCGAGAGUAGCCAAGUCUUUGAUCAACCGGACAGCUCUGCCCAAGUCAUUCUGCGUGGAAGUGACCAAGCGAAUGGUAGAAAUGACCGCCGAUGGAGACGGUUCCAAAGAUCAUGAAGAUCAUGAGUUGUUCAAGCGGGAGCACGAUGAACAGCUGUUGCUGUGGGUCAACAGAAGGCCUGAAGACUGGACCUUGUCUUGGGAUGGUUCGGGAGCAAUCUACGGCUGGGGACACAACCACCGGGGCCAGCUGGGAGGUCUAGAGGGUGCUAAAAUAAAACUACCUUCACCCUGUGAAAGCUUGAGCGCUUUGAGACCUAUCCAGCUUGCUGGCGGCGAGCAGACUUUGUUUGCAGUUACAGCAGACGGUAAAAUCUACGCAACUGGAUACGGAGCUGUCGGAAGACUAGGAAUCGGUGGAACUGAUUCGGUGAUUAUUCCUACGCUGCUGGAGUCUAUCCAGCAUGUGUUUAUCAAGAAAAUAGCCGUGAAUUCCGGAGGUAAGCACUGUCUAGCUCUGUCCUCGGAAGGGCACGUGUAUUCUUGGGGUGAAGGCGACGACGGAAAGCUGGGCCAUGGCAACAGAAUUUCUUACGACCGGCCCAAGUUGAUUGAAGCGCUGCUGGGGACUGAGAUUGUCGACAUAGCUUGCGGAGGGCAUCACAGCGCAGCGGUGACCAGCGCGGGUUUGCUGUACACCUGGGGAAAAGGAAGAUACGGCCGGCUGGGCCACGGGGACAGCGACGACCAGACUAAGCCCAAGCUAGUAGCAGCUCUCCAAGACUACAAAGCCGUCGACGUCGCUUGCGGAAGCGGAGAUGCCCAGACUCUUUGCGUCACUGACGAUGACAACGUCUGGAGCUGGGGAGACGGUGAUUACGGAAAGCUGGGCCGGGGUGGGAGCGACGGAUGCAAGACCCCGAUGAAGAUCGAGUCGCUAGCAGGAUUGGGAGUCAUCAAAGUUGAGUGCGGGAGCCAGUUUUCCGUCGCACUGACUCGUUCUGGAGCCGUCUACACCUGGGGAAAGGGAGACUAUCACCGCCUGGGUCACGGUACUGACGACCACGUCAGAAGACCGAGGAAAAUCGCAGCUUUGCAAGGUAAGAAGAUAAUUUCUAUCGCAACAGGCUCGCUGCACUGCGUAGCUUGCUCAGAUAAAGGCGAAGUGUUCACUUGGGGCGACAACGACGAAGGACAACUGGGAGACGGGACUACCAGCGCGCUCCAACGCCCCAGACUGGUCCACGCUCUCCAAGGGAAGAAAAUAACGCGAGUUGCCUGCGGAAGCGCGCAUACUCUGGCUUGGAGCACCAGCAAGGCCACUUCAAGCCGGCUGCCCGCUACUACGCCGAUGGAGUACGACCUGGUGAAAGACUUGCCAUCUUCAGCGCUGCACAAUCGCCUGGUUCUGCUUCACUACUUCGCAGAGCUGCUCUGUCCUUCAUUGGUGAUGUUCUCGACUAGCGGCCCAGUGGGGCUGAACAAGCUGGCGCCGAUGCUGGUCUACAGCAUCAAGGAGGCGACCUUCAGGAAGGUGGUCCAAGCGACCAUGGUCAGAGACCGUCAGCACGGUCCGGUGAUCGAGUUGAACAGGAUCCAGGUUAAGAGAGCUAGAGGGAAAGGUGGUCUUGCUGGUCCGGAUGGAAUCAAGUCAGUUUUUGGGCAGAUGGUGGCCAAGAUGUCGCUGCUUACUCAAGAUGUCCUCUUUCUGCCUCACAGAGUUUGGAAGGUUAAGUUUGUGGGUGAGAGUGUCGAUGACUGCGGAGGUGGAUACAGUGAAAGCAUCGCUGAGAUGUGCGAUGAGCUGCAGAAUGGAUCACUGCCGCUAUUUAUCCCUACGCCCAACGGCAGAGACGACAGCGGGACUAACCGGGAUUGCUUUCUCCUAAACCCUGUUGCUAAGUCGCAGCUACAUUUGAGCAUGUUCCAGUUCCUGGGGAUACUCAUGGGCAUCGCAAUCAGAACCGGCAGCCCGCUGAGUUUGAACCUGGCUGAGCCGAUCUGGAAACUUUUGGCUGGAAUAGCGCUGACUCCUGCUGAUCUGACUGAAGUAGACCGGGAUUAUGUCCCCGGACUCCUCUGCAUUAGAGACAUGGACCCGGAUGAGAAAGUCUUCCAGACUCUGGAGAUGCCUUUCUCGACACCCUCUGCUGUGGGCCAUGAUGUUCCUCUCUCCACUCGCUACAGGAAAAUAACUCCCGAAAAUAGGCACGAGUACGUCAGGCUGGCGCUCAACUAUCGGCUGCAUGAGUUUGAUUCUCAGGUCGCCGCUGUCAGGGAAGGAAUGUCCAGGGUCGUUCCAGUUCCUCUGCUAGCUCUGUUCAGUGGCGCUGAGUUGGAGACCAUGGUUUGUGGAAGCCCCGAUAUUCCGCUGGGGCUACUCAAGUCUGUUGCGACUUACAAAGGUGUUGAAGCCACUUCUAGUUUGGUUCAGUGGUUCUGGGAGGUCAUGGAGGAGUUUUCUAAUCAGGAGAGAUCCUUGUUUUUGAGAUUUGUUUGGGGCAGGACCAGGUUGCCGAGGACUAUCGCUGAUUUUAGAGGCAGAGAUUUUGUUCUACAGGUAAUGGAUAAAUACAAUCCUCCGGACCACUUCUUGCCAGAAAGUUACACCUGUUUCUUCCUGCUGAAGAUGCCAAAGUACUCUUGCAAAGCAGUACUGAGACAAAAACUAAAGUACGCGAUACACUUUUGCAAGAGUAUCGACACUGAUGAGUACGCAAGAGUCCAAGCUGCGACAAAUUCCGACACCGAUGACACUGACAGCUUGGCCAGUGAAGAGCAUACGUCCCUUUAG
Molecule: messenger RNA, 14052 nt
Organism: Cotesia congregata
Lineage: Eukaryota; Metazoa; Arthropoda; Insecta; Hymenoptera; Braconidae
Source: the annotation of a GenBank genome assembly